AAGAAAAACUUUCCUAAUUAGAUCAAGCUUCGUCGUUAUCUCUCUUCUCUUUGGAUUUUUUCAUAUAUAAUUUUAUUUAUUUUCACGCGAAAUGGGAAGGGGUAGGGUUGAAUUGAAGAGGAUAGAGAACAAGAUCAAUAGACAAGUGACAUUCUCGAAAAGAAGAGCUGGUCUUUUGAAGAAAGCUCAGGAGAUCUCUGUUCUUUGUGAUGCCGAGGUUUCCCUUAUUGUCUUCUCCCAUAAAGGGAAACUAUUCGAGUACUCAUCUGAAUCUUGCAUGGAGAAGGUCCUAGAACGCUACGAGAGGUACUCUUACGCCGAGAGACAGCUGACUGCGCCUGACUCCCACGUUAAUGCACAGACGAACUGGUCAAUGGAGCAUAUCAGGCUUAGGGAUAAGAUUGAGCUUUUGGAGAGGAACCAAAGGCAUUAUCUGGGAGAAGACUUGGAAUCAAUGACUCUCAAGGAGCUCCAGAAUUUGGAACAGCAGCUCGACAUUGCUCUUAGGCACAUUCGCUCCAUAAAAAAUCAACUUAUGUAUGAGUCCCUCAACCACCUCCACAGAAAGGAGAAGGAGAUACAGGACGAAAACAGCAUGCUUACCAAACAGAUAAAGGAGAGGGAAAACAUCCUAAGGACACAACAAAACCAAUGCUGGCAGCAGAACCAAAACGACUAUGUACCACCGCCGCAACAGUUUCAACCACCACAUCCUUACAUGAUCACUCAUCAGGCUUCUCCUUUCCUAAAUAUGGGUGGUAUGUACCAAGGAGAAGAUCAAACGGCGAUGAGGAGGAACAAUCUGGAUCUGACUCUUGAACCCGUUUACAAUUGCAACCUUGGUUGUUACGCCGCUUGAAUAGACUCCAUCGAUCAAUCAUCAUAAUAUAAGAUCGAUCCUCUCUAGUACACAAGAUCUAUAAACUCUAUUUUUACCGUAAUAAAUAGUAUCAUCUCAUCAUCAUCAAGCCUUUUUCCCAUUCAGCAUUUCUUGUAUUUUGAGGAGAAUAAAUGUAAUCUUCGGGAACGGAGAGAUAGAGAGCUAGAGAGAAUUCUUGUCCGAACCUUUUAUAUAUU
This is a messenger RNA of Camelina sativa (false flax), 1077 nucleotides long. NCBI's taxonomy places the organism in Eukaryota, Viridiplantae, Streptophyta, Magnoliopsida, Brassicales, Brassicaceae. The record is from RefSeq and is a predicted model, not a curated record.